GAGCGCCUGCGCCGAGCCGCGCCGGAGCCGCGAGCCGGAGCCCGGGACGCCCGCCUGGCCCCGCCGGCAUGGAGGCGGAGUGCCGCGUGCUCUCCAUCCAGAGCCACGUCGUCCGCGGCUACGUGGGCAACCGGGCGGCCACGUUCCCGCUGCAGGUGUUGGGUUUUGAGAUCGAUGCUGUGAACUCGGUCCAGUUUUCAAACCACACAGGCUAUGCUCAUUGGAAGGGCCAAGUGCUGAACUCGAGUGAGCUGCAGGAGUUGUACGAGGGGCUGAAGCUCAACAGCGUGAACCAGUACGACUACGUGCUCACAGGUUACACAAGGGACAAGUCCUUCCUGGCCAUGGUGGUGGACAUCGUGCAGGAACUGAAACGGCAGAACUCCAGGCUGGUGUACGUGUGUGACCCAGUCAUGGGUGACAAGUGGAGUGGUGAAGGCUCGAUGUACGUGCCCGAGGACCUGCUGCCAGUGUACAGGGACCAGGUGGUGCCCGUGGCGGACAUCAUCACCCCCAACCAGUUUGAGGCUGAGUUACUGAGUGGCAGGAAGAUCCACAGCCAGGAGGAUGCCUUGGCGGUAAUGGACCUGCUGCACUCCAUGGGCCCUGACACCGUGGUCAUCACCAGCUCCGACCUGCCCUCCCCGAAGGGGAGCGACUACCUGAUCGCGCUGGGCAGCCAGCGGAUACGACGGCCCGAUGGCUCCUUGGUGACCCAGCGCAUCAGCAUGGAGAUGCACAGGGUGGACGCUGUGUUCGUGGGCACCGGGGACCUCUUUGCCGCCAUGCUGCUUGCCUGGACGCACAAGCACCCCGACAACCUCAAGAUGGCCUGUGAGAAGACUGUGUCCGCCAUGCAGCACGUGUUACGCAGGACCAUUGCGUGUGCAAAAGCCCAGGCUGGGGAGGGGAGGAAACCCAGCCCCGCCCAGCUGGAGCUGAGGAUGGUCCAGAGCAAAAAGGACAUCGAGGACCCCGAGAUCGUGGUGCAGGCCACGGUGCUGUGAGGCCGUGCGCCCCGUCCCCUGCACCUGCGUCACGUCCACCGUAGCUAGGACCAAGCCCUUCUGUGUGUGUCCCUCGUUUCUGGUCUCGGUUGUGAAGCCGUGCUGCCCGAGCUUUUACCACGACGCCAUCAUGGUGACCUGGGACUGACCUGGACACCCAGGAGUGUCCCUGUGUGCCUGGGCAGGGACCAGGCUGUCCGCAUCUCUGAGCCGAACCUGGCUGGGCACUGACCUGGAGGCCGCAGGAAGGUUCUGCCUGCAUCUUUCUCGUCC
Messenger RNA from Ochotona curzoniae (black-lipped pika), 1280 nucleotides. It is a transcript of the gene PDXK, whose product is annotated as pyridoxal kinase. Bases 69 to 1007 code for a protein of 312 amino acids. Gene Ontology annotation, molecular function: pyridoxal kinase activity. The transcript has 11 exons. The record is from RefSeq and is a predicted model, not a curated record. Lineage: Eukaryota; Metazoa; Chordata; Mammalia; Lagomorpha; Ochotonidae. Gene Ontology annotation, biological process: pyridoxal 5'-phosphate salvage. Gene Ontology annotation, cellular component: cytosol.